This is a messenger RNA of Dictyostelium purpureum, 1296 nucleotides long. RefSeq lists its product as uncharacterized. NCBI's taxonomy places the organism in Eukaryota, Evosea, Eumycetozoa, Dictyosteliales, Dictyosteliaceae. The record is from RefSeq and is a predicted model, not a curated record. Bases 1 to 1296 code for a protein of 431 amino acids. The transcript has a single exon.
AUGACUGUAUCAUUUAAUACAACUAAAAAAAGUUGGGUUAAAAAAAUAGAAUCACCAAAUAAUAUAUUUGCAUCCCCAGCUUUUGUUAGAGGUUGUUUCUAUUUUAAAGACUCUAUAGAUAUAAAUAGAUUUAUAAAUGCAAUGAAUUUAUCGUUUAAAGAUUAUGAUAUGCUAUUGUCAACACUAGCUGUUGAUAAGGAUGGCAAACCAUUGGCUACAUACACACAGAACCAAUCUCAAGAGAUACUAGAAAUAGAAGAAGCACCAUCAAAACUAAUUGAAGAAUCAGAAAUUGAAAAUUUAGUACCAAACAAAGUGAUUACCCCAGCACAACAAUCGGGCGCAACUGGAGAUUUGAACGGUAUGAAAAUGGGUGCUUUUAAAUUAACAAUUUUUGGUAAUGGUUUUUCAGUUGGUUUUAAUAUCAGUCACUCAAUGUUUGAUCAAACUGGUGUAUUUUAUUAUUUUAAAUAUCUAUCUCAAAUCUAUACAUUAGGUGCCGACAAAAUUACCUUAAAGAAACCAGAAAUUAUUGAAUAUAACAAUAAUGACAGUUAUAAAUUUAGCGAUAUUAAUGAAGCACAUCAAUAUGCAAAUUCAAAUCUAGGUUUCUUUUAUAAAGAUCCAUCAAAUGGUAAAGCAUUUUCAGAAAAUAUAAGUAUUGAUAUAGAAUUUAAUUCAAACGAAAUUGAUCAAUUUAAGAGUACAGUAAAGGACCAAAUUCUUUCAAAGAAUGAUAUUAUUUCAGCAAUUAUGUUCAAAAUAUGCACAUUAAAUUCAAAAUUAAAAGACGACGAUGUUUUUCAUCUUAGAUAUCUAUGUAAUAUAAGAAAAUUUGCAGGUUUGGGUGAAGAAACAUUAGGUAACUUAUUUAAAUAUUGCACCAUUCCAUUAAAGGUUUCAGAUAUUAGAGAAAUGUCAAUAAUCGAUUUAGCCAAAGUAAAUCGUAAAAGUGUAUCAGAAAUUACAUAUAAACAAUUUAUAAAAGCUUUAUGUUGGUAUAAAUAUACACAGGAUGAAAAGCACAUAAAUUAUCAUUACUUUAUUCCAUCAAUCUAUUCCACAAAACUAUCAAACUGGACUCAGUUCAGUUAUGAACAAAUUGCAUUCGAUAAUGCCAAACCAUACUCUUUAAAACCAAUAUCAAAAGCUGGUGAUGCAACUAACUUUAUUUCAUUUGAAAUCAAUCAAAAUAAUGAAAAAAUUAUUCAAACAUCUGUGGCAAUCUCACCUGAUAGUAUGGCUAAAGUAAUAGAAUUAAGUAAUACUACAACUCUAUUUAAAAUUUUAAAUUAG